AUUUUGAUUUUAGAAAUUAUAAAAAAGAAAGAAAGAAAGAACGAGGGAAAAGAGAAAGGAAAGAUACAAAGAUGGUUUAAUAGUUUAAACCUCAUCAUUUGCUGCUUGCUGUCUGGCUGCUGUUUCUAUUUUCUUUCUAACCAAACACCUCUCUCUCUCUCUCUCUCUAAUCCCUCUAAACAAAUUCCUCUCUUUUUUCUCACAUCUUUUAUCCAUUUCUCUCUUUCUUUCUUUUCCCACCUUCCUUCACGUUUCCUUCCUCCGCCUUUUCUCUUCCUUUCCUUCUUUCUCUGUUUCUUUCCUUCUCUUUUCUCAUAAAUCCCAUAUGAAAGUCUUGCUAUGUCCCGUGACUCCAACUCUUCCUUCUUCCUUCUCUUACCUUUCCUCCCUUUUCCUCUCAUGAGUACAGCUUUUCCUUCCCUUUUUCCUCUUUUCUACUUCUAUUUUCUGCUCAAACUUACCAUCAUCACCAUCAAGGAUCAUGCAGUCUCCACAGCCCCUCCGUAACGGCGAGACUCCGUCGCCCCACACGCGGAUCCCGCCUCCACACUUCCACUCCACUGUCUCCGUACAGAAGCUCAAACGAUUUAACUCACUGAUUCUGGUGUUCCGACUCGCUACUUUUUGCUUUUCUCUCACAUCCGCUGUUUUCACGCUCACUAACUCCAGAGGAUCCGAUUCCCCUCAUUGGUACGAUUUCGACGCUUUCAGAUACGUUUUCGCCGCAAAUGCAAUUGUCACUCUUUACUCUAUCUUCGAAAUGGCCGCCUCUAUCUGGGAAAUUUCUAGAGGCGCCACUCUCUUCCCCGAAGUCCUCCAAGUCUGGUUCGACUUCGGCCAUGACCAGGUGUUCGCAUACAUGCUAUUGUCGGCUGACUCGGCGGGGACGGCGCUGGCGAGGACGCUGAAGGGCGGUGACACGUGUACGGUUAGCAAUGCAUUCUGCGUGCAAUCAUAUAUCGCGAUCGCUUUGGGAUUUGCCGGGUUUAUCUUCUUAGGGUUAUCGUCUUUGCUGUCGGGUUUUCGGGUCGUAUGUUUUAUAAUUUACGGCUCUCGAUUUCAUCUUUAGAUUAGAUGGAGAAUUUAUAAUAUUUUGAGUGGUAAUUUUUUUAAAAAAACUUUUUUACUGUGUGAGGGUACUGAUUGCUGAGCUGAUGACUGAUACGGUGUGAUAGUGUGUCGUUUUGGUUUUUCAUUUUUAGUUCGUACCUUUUUUAUGACCGUGUACAUGGGAUUUUUUUUUCUGUAUUCUUUUUUCUGUAAUAUUUUAUUAACUAAUUAAUUAGCUUGAAGUUGAUGCAAUUUCAGAAGAGGCAAUUCGUGUU
Molecule: messenger RNA, 1325 nt
Organism: Manihot esculenta (cassava)
Lineage: Eukaryota; Viridiplantae; Streptophyta; Magnoliopsida; Malpighiales; Euphorbiaceae
Product: CASP-like protein 4C1
Exons: 3
Coding region: 482-1069 (195 amino acids)
Source: RefSeq, a predicted model, not a curated record